GGCGCAGCGACGCGGCCGGUGCGAAUCGCUCGUUCGGCACCGCCAUGUUCAAGUGACAGAACAGUUUUGCAGUGAAAAAAGGAAAGAUUGAGGAAAUAGAUUCUACAGCUGUUAAUGGAUUAAUCUUUUGCCAAAUUGGCGAGGUGAAUUGCCUCGUGGUGGAAGCGUCUGGCUGCCAAAGCUAGGGCAAGAUGCAGAUAAUAAAAUGCUGAACUUCUUGGUACUAACUGUGGAAAAAUGGAGGUGUUAUGAACAUUCACAAGGUAAUUCGGCAGGGGGCCACCCCUGUUAGCCUGAGCUUGCUCUCUAUCCAGGUUUAUGCUUCCUCCUCAGAGAAGGAGACUUCCAAAAAGGAGUUGCUGAAAAUUGAGGAGCUGUCACUCUACUCCUCUCCAGCUUGUGAGACUAAAUAUGUGGAGAAUCCACAAACCCAAUUGGAAGAGGGGGUUUCGCGUUUACGGCAUGUUAUGGAGCCAUAUACAGCCUGGUGUCAGGAUCUUUAUGCCAAAGCUAUGCCCAAAUUAGAAAAAGCUGUUGAGCAUGGUAGAGAGGGCUGUGAAUUUCUCCAAAACCCCCCUGCUGGAUUUUAUCCAAGGCUUGGUGUGAUAGGUUUUGCUGGAAUUGUCGGAUUGUUUCUUGCUAGAGGCUCAAAAAUAAAGAAGUUAGUGUAUCCUGCAGGUCUCAUGGGUAUUGGUACCUCCCUGUAUUACCCUCAGCAAGCGGUUGCUAUUGCGAAGGUUGCUGGUACACAGCUAUAUGACUGGAGUCUUCAGGGAUACAUUGCUGUAGAAUCUCUCUGGAAAGAUAAUCCUAAGAAGAAGAAAUCUGGGGAGAAAAGUGGUAAGGGUGAUGCAGAUGGAGACAAACCCCUGGAAAUCCAUGCUGCUUCAAAUGAAGAGCGAGCCCAGAAGUAGAACACCGGAUCACUUGGAAUCAAACAGCUGUAGGUGAAUAAAAAACAAAGAUACAAGCAACAGUUUCCCAAGAUAAAGAGGAAAACUAUCUGAAUCCAUUUUGAUUUUGAAUGUGACUAAUCUGCCUUCUGCCUCAGGAAAGACUGACUGUGUGCUGCUUGGGCUUCUGGUAUGGAAUCUGUGAAAGGACACUACGUAUCUUGGUCAGUCUUGAGACCUCAUCCUCAGUUCUGCAGCAGGACUCAAGCCUGCCCAUGCUUGUCCCAUUGCAGGAUCAACAUUGCAAGUAGCAAGACUCAAAAUUCCUCAGUCUCUUGUUAGUAUUUAUAUAUAAAAUAAAAUUCCAGUUACACAAAA
Falco peregrinus (peregrine falcon) is the source of this 1271-nucleotide messenger RNA. RefSeq names its product apolipoprotein O (gene APOO). The record is from RefSeq and is a predicted model, not a curated record. Lineage: Eukaryota; Metazoa; Chordata; Aves; Falconiformes; Falconidae. The transcript is spliced from 12 exons. Gene Ontology annotation, biological process: cristae formation. Gene Ontology annotation, cellular component: MICOS complex. The coding region runs from base 249 to 914 and encodes 221 amino acids.